UGAGGAGCGCGCCCGUCCGGUGGAGUUGGUUCGCCCGGGACCCAGCCAUCCGCUUUCCACCGUCUGAGAGGCGGCCGCGGACUCCUCACAAGUUCAGGGCUGGACUCGGAGCCCGGAUCCCCGCCCGCCACCCCGGAGCCCGGUCCGGAGCCCGAGGAGCGCCGGCUGCCGUUCCCUGCGGGACCCAAAGGGAAGCGCGAAGGCGAAGGGGGGCAGGAUCGCCAAAGUGGGUCAGAGCAUCCUAAGCACUGAGUCUUGCUACAGAUGCCAGAAUGAGAAGGCGCAAGAGUCCUGAUCCCCACCAACCAGCCUCUCAGGUGACCAUUUCUGGGCCUGGGACAGGAACCACUGUGCCCCUGGCUGCCCCCUCUCCUGUCACCUUCACCGUGUUCAACCCACAGAGGCCCCCAUCUGAGGUUGGUGUGACCUUUGAGGAUGUUGCUGUGCGCUUCUCUAAGGAGGAAUGGUGCCUCCUUGAUGAGGCUCAGAGACACCUGUUCCUGGAAGUGAUGCUGGAGAACUUUGAACUCACAUCCUCUCUAGGUUGCUGCUGUGGAGCAGAGGAUGUGGAGGUACCUACUGAAGAGCUUAUUUCUGUGAGAGUGUCAAAGGCAAAGAACCCCAAGGUAGCUUUAUCCUCCCAGAAGAGCCAUCCCUGUAAGAGUUGUGGGCGAGUCCUGAAAGACAUCUUUUAUUUGUUUGAACAGCAGGGAACACCACAUAGCCUGAAACUGUUGAGGUGUGGGGCAUGUGCAAAGCAGUUUUAUUUCAGCAAGAAAGCCAUUGGCUGCAACCAGUCGCUUGCUCAGGACCAUAGUGUCCAUAAUGGAAUACAGUGUCUUGUGUGCCGUGAAUGUGAGAAGUCUUUUACAAAAAUCUCUGACCUCCAUAAUCAUCAGAAAUUUCACACAGGAGAAAGGCCAUACAAGUGCAGUGAAUGUGGGAGAUGCUAUAGAAAACACUCCACACUCAUUCAACACCAGCAAGUUCAUUCUAUAGAAAAGUGUCAUGAGUGUGCUGAAUGUGGGAAAUUCUUUAUCCAAAGGGGAGCCCUUGUGCAACACCAGAGAGUUCACACUGGAGAAAAGCCAUAUAAAUGUGAUGAGUGUGGAAAAUCCUUUAGUCAAUCUUCAACCCUCGUUGAACACCAGAGAGUUCACACUGGAGAAAAGCCAUAUGAGUGUGUUGAAUGUGGGAAAUAUUUUGCCACAAUCUCUAGACUUUAUGGCCAUCAGAGACUUCACACUGGAGAAAGGCCUUAUGAGUGCAGUCAGUGUGGAAAAUCUUUUACCAGAAGCUGUAAUUUGCAUCGUCAUCAGAAAUGUCACAGCGGAGAAAAACACGAAUGCAGUCAGUGUGGGAAAUCUUUUACCGAUAGGGGAAACCUCCGUCGUCAUCAGAGACUUCACAAUGGAGAAAGGACUUAUGAGUGCACUCAGUGUGGGAAAUCUUUUACCGAUAGCAGAAACCUCCUUUGUCAUCAGAGACUUCACACUGGAGAAAGGACUUAUGAGUGCACUCAGUGUGGGAAAUCUUUUACCACUAGCGGAAACCUCCGUUUUCAUCAGAGGGUUCACACUGUAGAAAGGCCUUAUGAGUGCACUCAGUGUGGGAAAUCUUUUACCACUAGCAGAAACCUCCGUCGUCAUCAGAGCGUUCACACUGGAGAAAGGCCUUAUGAGUGCACUCAGUGUGGGAAAUCUUUUACCACUAGCAGAAACCUCCGUCGUCAUCAGAGCGUUCACACUGGAGAAAGGCCUUAUGAGUGCACUCAGUGUGGGAAAUCUUUUACCACUAGCGGAAUCCUUCGUUUUCAUCAGAGGGUUCACACUGGAGAAAGGCCUUAUGAGUGCACUCAGUGUGGGAAAUCUUUUACCGAAAGCAGAAGCCUCCUUUGUCAUCAGAGGGUUCACACUGGAGAAAGGCCUUACAAGUGCACUCAGUGUGGGAAAUCCUUUACCACUAGCGGAAACCUCCUUCGUCAUCAGAGACUUCACACUGGAGAAAGGCCUUACAAGUGCAGUGAAUGUGGGAAAUCUUUUAUCAGGAGCUGUCAUUUGAGUGAUCAUCAGAAAUGUCACACUGGAGAAAAACAUGAAUGCCAUCAGUGUGGGAAAACUUUUACCACUGGUGAUGGCCUUGGUCGACAUCAGAGACUUCACACUAGAAAAAUAUAUGAAUGCAGUCAGUGUGGGGAAUCUUUUACCACUAGCAAAAGCCUCCUUUUUCAUCAGAGUGUUCACACUGGAAAAAGGCCUUAUGAGUGUACUCAGUGUGGGAAAUCCUUUACCUCUAGCGGACACCUCCUUCAUCAUCAGAGACUUCACAAUGGAGAAAGGCCAUACAAGUGUAGUUAAUGUGGGAAAUCUUUUACCAGGAGCUGUCAUUUGAGUGAUCAUCAGAAAUGUCACACUGGAGAAAAACAUGAAUGCAGUCAGUGUGGGAAAUCUUUUACCACUGGUGAUGGCCUUGGUCAACAUCAGAGACUUCACACUGGAGAAAAACAUGAAUGCAGUCAGUGUGGGAAAUCUUUUACCACUGGUAAUGGCCUUCGUCGACAUCAGACACUUAACACUGGAGAAAGGCCUGAUGAGUGCAGUCAGUGUGGUAAAUCUUUCACCACUAGCCAUGUCCUCCGUCACUAUCAGAGACUUCACAUUAUUGAAAAGCCUUAUGAAUACAGUCAGUGUGGGCAGUUGUUUGCCAUGAACAAAUACUUGUAUCAUCAUUAGAGAGUUCACAUGAGAAAGGCCUCAGGAUUGCAGUGAAUGUGGGAAAUAUUUUGCCAGAAACAUCACUUUCAUUGUCAUCAGACUGUUCACAGGGUGUGCCCAUACUUUUGGAGGCAAUCACUUUCAAAGACCGUGCAAAGGGCCAUGUGUCCUAAUGUUUGCAACUUUAUUUGUGAUGGUCACUUGGGUGUACGUAAGUAGGGUUUAAGGGAAUGCAUAUCUGCUACAGAAUCACUGGCCUAAUAGGGAUUGUGCAUAAUUCUUAUAAUGGAGAUAGGUUUAAUUUCUCUUCAUUAAUAACUCAUAAUGCAAUGUCCAAGUCAGAAGAGAGGUGAAUGUUUAACUUAGAGAAAUUAGAAAGUUGUGAUUUAAGCCAAUUGCACAUUUUUGCAUCCUUCCAGAUUCUCUUCUAUCACAGAUUUAAUUCCUCCACAUUCUAGAAAAGAUUUGGUUUGGUCAGUCAUCCUUUAUUUAAACUUUUUUGUAACUUUGUCAUGCUAUGUCAUUGUUCAGUUGCAUUUUCUUCUAAGGUUUUAUGGUGAGACCUUUUUCAGAUGUGCAUUUGCUAUCUACAUUUGGUUAAUUUCUGAGCAUAUGUUCUGCCAAAUCUAUGAAUUUUGGCAAUUUUCUUUAAGAAAUGAGCAGUUAAAUAACAAAAAGGAAGGUUGGAAUUUCUCUGUUUGCAUCGCUUUUGCUUUGUAGGAUAAGUGUUUUUCAUGUUGGAAAAAAAGCAAAUAAAUAAUU
This is a messenger RNA of Pipistrellus kuhlii (Kuhl's pipistrelle), 3476 nucleotides long. Its product is annotated as zinc finger protein 260-like. The transcript has 2 exons. Lineage: Eukaryota; Metazoa; Chordata; Mammalia; Chiroptera; Vespertilionidae. Gene Ontology annotation, biological process: regulation of transcription by RNA polymerase II. Gene Ontology annotation, molecular function: DNA-binding transcription factor activity, RNA polymerase II-specific; RNA polymerase II cis-regulatory region sequence-specific DNA binding. Bases 273 to 2357 code for a protein of 694 amino acids. The record is from RefSeq and is a predicted model, not a curated record.